UAUAUGUAAGAAGUUUAGAAAAUUUCGUAUGAUAAAAAAGAUUUCAAACUCUUCAAAAUUUUGAAAACGAGCUUCAGUCUCAGCAAACAAAAAUAAAAGCAAUUAUUGAUAAAUGCUUUAUGGUUUCUUAACCAAUCACAAUUACGAUUUAUUAUUAGUGUUGACGAAAUUUCUUAUCCAAGGCAUUUAUAUCUGGCCCAUAACUGCAUUUAAUCGAUUGGGAGUAAGUUGUGCCAAAUAAUAAGAGUAAUCAGUUAUAUACAAUACGUUUGAUAAAAUAACAAGUGUAAUAAUUGUAUAGAAUGUACGCGAUAAAAAAUAAAUUAUUGUUUAAUAUCAUCAUUGUGCUUGUCGCAAUAACUAUUAAUGCUUCAAAAGUGCCAUUACUCGAAUUAUCUAUUGGUGACAUCGUUGAUAUAAAUGAUUUCGAAGAAUUUUCAACUGAAACCUUUGGUAAUAUAUUAGAAGGUUAUAAAGCAGUGGAAUUUACUAAAACUGAGCAUCUUAUUAGCAUCCAUUAUACCGCUGUCAAAAAAGAAAAAUGUGUACCACUAAAAUCUUUAGUGUCUUAUUCUUAUCCGGAAAUCAUCAAUGAUGAUACAGAAGCCGAACCACUAAAACUAUUUAACAGCACCGAUAGGCUAAAGUAUAAUUAUUUUGGCAUUGGCCAAAGUUACAUUGAUGAUAAAUAUUUAUAUGGUAUUAUUAGACUAUGCAAGACUAGAAAAAUUCAAAAUUUAAAUAUUCCAAUACUUGCUAAAGGGGAUAUUUCAUUUAAUAAUAAUCAAAUAAAAUAUAAACUAUUACUUGAUGAAACAGCUGUUUUACGAUUUAGAGGAAAUAAAAGUACACAUUUUGUGACGUCUAUCACUACCGGGGAAUGUCUAUCCCAAGUUCAUGUCAACAAAGCAGAAAUGUGUGAAUUACACGCGGAAUGCCAGGAAAAAAUAAAUUUGGAGGACCAUUUUUUCGAAACUUCUGUGCAUAAAGGCCGCGUAAUAACAGCUAGCAAUAGUCGCGAUCUUGAAAAUAAGAUCAAUGGAGAUUUAAAUGAAUCUGUGAAAUCACUUAUUGAUUUGAUUCACGAUCCAACGAAAUUCUCCAGUAUUUUUGGUCUACUUGGUGAACACACUGUUAUUCAUCUUAAAUUACAUUCACUGCCUGAACUACCAGAAUCACAAACCACAUUAGUACUGGAUCCAAUUACUCAUAAAACUCCGAUGAAAUAUUUAAUCCCUGGUGACAUUGUCAAUGUUGAUGAUUUAAAAAAUUUCAGUUCAUCUAUUGUAGUCGAUAAUAUUUUAGUCGACGUAUACGAUGGAACAGUUAACUCAUCCACAUCGAUAGUUUACACUGAUUGUUUUAAAUACGACGAUAAUGACGCACCAAAACUGGAUUAUGUCACUUAUCAAACGUACAGUCAUUAUCCCGCAGAAUCUUUUUAUAAAUUUGACGUAUUUGACGAAAUGGUUAAACGCAAAGACUAUGGAGUUGAUCGCAAAUAUUUAAAUAAUAAUUACAGAUGUAUGAAGAUUACUGUUUGCUCUGAACUUGAAAGACGAAAAUUAAUUAUUCCGUCAGUUCGUGUUAUCAAUUUGAGCGAAAGAAAUAUUUAUUAUUCAUAUAUUUUUAAAAACGAAAAUAUUGUCUUUCGCUAUAAGAUAAAUAACGAAACGCAUUAUGUUGCUCGUACAGAAAAAGGCAAUUGCUUGUUUCAGGCAUUAGUGUUUCCAAAUGAUGAUGACAAUCUCAAAUAUAAAAAUUCGCCUCUUUUAUACAUAGGUAAAAUAAUAUCAGCAACUGAUGAUCCUGUCCUGGAAAAAUGGGCAGAAUAUUUUGUUAGUAAUUUGACAAUUACUACCUCUAAAACCCUUAUUGCUGCAAUAAAUGAUCCUGCAGCUAAAGCAUCUUUUUUCUCCCAAUUGUUUCUUAGUAACCGUGGCACAACUCAACUAAACAUUUAUUUAGACCGUCUGUAUUAAAUUUUUUGAAUUCAAUAUGGAAGUGUUUUAAAUAACAUGUAAAUUAUUGAAAAUAAACAAUGUAAUAAGGAUGCCAAUUGGCACCCCAAUAUUUUCACGUACACUAUGACCAAUCUAUAACACUAUUGCUAUACACUCAGAGAAAAGUCGAUAGUCAUUGUAACUAAAAAGACUUCAACUAUUAAAAAUUAGUUAUUGGUACUAAUGCGUUAGUAUGGCUAACGAUUCAGUAGUUGCUCAAAUUAAAAAAAAAUAAAUUAAAGCACCUAAAAUUUUUUAG
Molecule: messenger RNA, 2262 nt
Organism: Microplitis mediator
Lineage: Eukaryota; Metazoa; Arthropoda; Insecta; Hymenoptera; Braconidae
Exons: 3
Coding region: 303-1982 (559 amino acids)
Source: RefSeq, a predicted model, not a curated record